Molecule: messenger RNA, 3926 nt
Organism: Liolophura sinensis
Lineage: Eukaryota; Metazoa; Mollusca; Polyplacophora; Chitonida; Chitonidae
Product: receptor-type tyrosine-protein phosphatase kappa-like
Exons: 29
Coding region: 1-3606 (1201 amino acids)
Biological process (GO): protein dephosphorylation
Molecular function (GO): protein tyrosine phosphatase activity
Source: RefSeq, a predicted model, not a curated record
AUGGCACAAAGAUACAAUAAGCGGUACAAGCUUCAAAAUAAUGUCUCCAAAAAUCAGCAAAAGCUGAUGGACAGCCAUGUCGGUUUGGACGUUCAGGAGCAGGCUGUCGGUGUAACUGUAACUGUGCCGAGAACUGUGACAGUCAGACAGACUGUGCCGGGAACUGUGCCGCUGGCUGGGACGGACCUACCUGUCAGAGACAUCGGUGACAACAACCUGACUGAAUCUCUCCUUCUACGAAUCAUCAGGAAUACAUUCAUGAUGACGCAAAUGUUUCUCAUCUUCACCAUUUUGCUGCUGCUUGCUGUGAAGGCUAAUGAACAACAGUGUCGGUUUGGAAGUGCAGGACAAAAUUGUCGGUAUAACUGUAACUGUGACGGGAACUGUCACCCUGAGACAGAUCUUAAAAGCAACUGUGCACCGGCCUUGGACGGGCCUACUUGUCAGAGACGUAAUGUGGCGCUGAAUCAGCAGACGAGCCAGUCAUCUGAUUAUGAACAGGGCAAGUACAAAUCUGGAGUAGCCGUGGAUGGUAAAGCGGGUCAUGUUCUGAAGGAAACACCUUGUACUCACACCAAGAGUGAUUUACGAAGCUGGUGGUCGGUAACACUGAACAGGACGUACAAUAUUUACAGAUUCCAGAUUUACAACAGAGUCGGAAAUUGUAAUAACAGACAAGAUACAUGUGGCUCACGACUGAACGGCUUUACUCUGAGUGUGGAGACCAAAAAUCAGAGCUACAGUACAUGUUAUACAGACACGACAGACAAUGACUACGGUCCUGGGGAUAUCGUCAACGGUAGUUGUAACGAUGGUAACCCGAGAACAGGGAACACGGUCCGGAUAAGCUUACCGUCGAAUUUAUCAACACCGUUGACACUUUGUGAAGUACGACUGUUUGUUUGUUCCGAGGGUUGGUAUGGAGAGAUGUGUGACAAGGAAUGUGUGACAGACACGUGCUGCUAUCAAUGUGAUGACGAUGGACUUAGGUGUGAAAAGUGUGUGAAUGGCCGAUGGGGUACAGACUGUGGUGAGGAAUGUGGACAUUGCUGGAAUAAUACUGCUUGUGACAAGGACACCAGUGAAUGUCCGAAUUUAUCACCCAGGUGUGAGAGUGGGUUUCAGGGUUACAAUUGUACAACAAACUGCAGCUCAUAUACAUGGGGUCCUGACUGUAAGGAGACCUGUGGUCAGUGUCAUGGCGGAGCUGUCUGUGACGGGGUAAGUGGGGACUGUCCCUUGGAGAAACCUCGCUGUGCCAUAGGAUAUACAGGACCUCGUUGUGAACCUUGCCCAGGUGGUACAUUCGGUAACCAGUGUCGGGAGGAGUGUGGACAGUGUAAGGACGGGAAACACACGUGUGAUCAUGUGAACGGCACGUGUACCAGCUGUGCAGGCGGGUGGCUGGGUGACCUCUGUAAAGAAGCUUGCUCCAAUGGUACAUUCGGUGACCAGUGUCAGGAGGAGUGUGGACAAUGUAAGGACGGGAACCACACGUGUGAUCACGUGAACGGCACGUGUACCAGCUGUGCAGAUAGAUGGCUGGGAGACUUCUGUAAAGAAGAAGCGACACUGUUGGAUGGCUCAAAUAUUGAGAUGUCAGUCGGCGGUAUAGCUGGUGGAGUCUCAGGAGGCGUUGUUCUGCUGCUGGUCGUGGUUGUUGUUUUCUUCAUCAUACGCAGACGGCGUCGUGGAUUGUCUCAGAAAGACCCGGAUGCAGAACUUCAGCCGAGUCAUUUAGUGGCGAGGCCUCAGCAGGAUGAUCCACUACCACAACACAACAUCGAAUACGAUGAAGAUGAUGAGGACGACGAAGACGUUGCUGCUGAUGUAGCCUCGGCAGACUUUGUGAACCCUGUCGCAGUUCAGGAGAGCACUUGUGUUCCCGUGGAGGAAUUCCGACGAUACAUGCUCAGGAAAAAGACUUCCGUGGGAUUUAAGGCUGAGUUUAAGACAUUUCCCGUGGGACUACACGCUAAGCAUGACGUGGCUAACAAACCUGAGAACAAGAACAAAAGCCGUUAUCGGAAUCUCGUGGCUUACGACCAUUCACGGGUCCAUCUGAAGCAGUUUGGUGAUGAUGACACUGAUUACAUCAACGCUUGCUACAUCGAUGGUUACAACGAACCCAAAAAGUACAUCGCGUCUCAAGGUCCAACUGAUGUGAUCAUCAAUGAGUUCAUGCGCAUGGUCUGGGAACAAAACACCGGCAAAGUUGUCAUGGUGACCAAUUUGGUGGAGAAGACAAAGACUAAGUGCGUCCAGUACUGGCCAGACGGACAACCCAAGCAGUUUGGUUCUAUCGGCGUCUCUAUGCUGGACGAAGAGAACUUCUCUAACUACGCCAUCAGAACUCUGCAACUGAAGCAUUUGAAGAUGCAGAACAAGACCCAGCUCGUCAAACAAUUUCACUUCACGGCUUGGCCAGAUCAUGGUGCGCCCUCUAACUCCAGUAGCUUAUUGGACUUUCAGAGAAAAGUCCUGGGACAUAAAUCACCAUUGAAUGGGCCUAUAGUGGUGCACUGCAGCGCUGGAAUAGGCCGUACAGGAACGUUCAUAGCUCUGGACUACCUGAUAAACCAGGCCAAAGAGGAAGGUGUGGUGGAUGUGCCGGCCUGUGUCAGGCUGCUCAGGGAACAGCGAGUCAACAUGGUCCAGAGUUUGGAGCAGUAUGAAUUUCUGCACGAGGCCCUGGCAGAAGCCCUGGAGCUUCAGGAAGGGUCAAUCCCAGGUGUGAAUUUCUCCAGCGUGUUUGCUGAUCUCUGUACUGUUAACCCAGAGACUGGACAACUGAAGAUAGCCGAACAGUUCCAGCGGCUGAAUGAGAAAACCCCUCCUCUGGACAAGGCUACUCUGGUGACAGCUUUACAUCCUGACAACCUGCACAAGAAUAGGUCUGACAAAAUUGUCGCUGCGGACAACUGCAGGCCUUACUUAUCCACUCCGGUGGCUGGCAAAAACAACUACAUAAACGCCGUCUUCCUUCCCAGCUAUAUGCUGAAGAGAGGUUUCAUCAUCACACACACGCCAUUACCGAAGACUGUGGUGGAUUUCUGGCGUCUGGUUUAUGAUCACGGUGUAGCCACCAUCGUUAUGCUGGACGAUGUGGACAACGAAUCUGAGAACGUGGGUAUAUACUGGGCGGAGAAAAGGAAAACGUUCGAUCCUUUUGAUGUAAAAUGUACGCAGAAGGAAGAGGAAAGUGGCUUCACAGUAAGGACGUACAACCUGGCCUAUAAGGACACGAAAGUGUCGUGUCCAAUCAAGCAGUUCCGCUGUGGGCUCUGGUCGAGGGCGCCUUCUUGUGAUUCAAUUCCUUCCCUGCUGGCCGUCAUAGAUGGCGUGACAAGCUGGCAAAAGGUGUCCGGAAACCAGCCUAUCUUGGUUCACUGCAGGGACGGACUAACAAACAGUGGACUAUUCUGCGCGGCCUCAUUUGUACUCGAGCGACUGAAACUUGACCGAGACGUGAACAUUCCUCAAGCCGUCAAACAAAUGCGGGUGGCCAGGCCUCAGAUGAUCACUGAUUUGGAUCAGUUCCAGUUCCUCCACCAGGUGGCGCUGGCAUAUCUGGAAACUUUCCACACCUAUGCCAACUUCAAAUAAUUUUAUGGAAGUUUGCAGUGUCAUCUCCAUCAUAAGAGCAAUAGAAAGUCAGUGCUUUCAAAAUUUAUUAGAUAUUCCUUUUUUGCAUAAGUUUUAUUAUUCCGCUUGUGCCUUGUGUUUUACAUGAUAAAAUUAUUACUUAGAUUAGAAAUUUAGUUACUAUCAACAAGAACAUAAUCACAAUGGAUAAUGCUAUAAACAUUGAUGUCGUCUUGCACACAGGACCAUUUUGAACAUGAAUAGCCCACGUUAAAAGAUAAGCUGUCAAACACCUGGCCGACCGGCAGAUGGAGCCACUUAAAGAGCUUUUUUUUCAAAAU